Messenger RNA from Haliotis rufescens (red abalone), 767 nucleotides. RefSeq lists its product as uncharacterized. Bases 126 to 551 code for a protein of 141 amino acids. Lineage: Eukaryota; Metazoa; Mollusca; Gastropoda; Lepetellida; Haliotidae. The record is from RefSeq and is a predicted model, not a curated record. The transcript has 2 exons.
ACCUGGUUUGGUCUACACAUCUGGCGCACCUAUGGCGAUAAACAGCUGAGGCCACCUGUUAAUUAAUUAUCAGCAGAAGAUCUCGUGCCCUAUGUUGACUAAGAGAGACUCGUUGAAGUGUGCAGAUGUACGUGUCCGUUGAUUGGAGACUAUUCGAUGUAAGGCAGGGACAUAGUGGACGGACAAUUAACCAUAUAUUACACAAGAACGCGAAUUGGACGCGCACCUGUACAAGGUGUGUAUGGGGCGCAGAUGCUGAGGCCUUACACAAGACAGAGCUAAGAAGAACAGAGAUGGCUUCUAAUUAUAGCUCCGUCAUAUCUGGCAAAGACAAGAAAAGCACUUCUGUAUCCACAAGCUGUGACUCUCAUUCCAGUCGCCAGGAACAAAUGAAACAGUUCUUCCAGGAACGUCAGAUGGAUAAUAAUGAGAGUAAACAGACGACGCCAGCAUCUUGUGUUAAAGCUCAGUCCUCCACGAAUCCGCCUCCCAACUCAUCCGGGCAGGUAAAGAAAGUGCAGAACAUGAUGACAGAACUGGAACUUAUGUGACCUUCACCUCCUUCCUUGACCUUCAACUUCCUGGAAGGCAUGACCUUCACACCCUGUGACAAAAGUCAUGUCAUUCUUUUCAAUCUGCCACUGCAGUUUAAGGACAACGUCAGUUGGUUGGCCUACUCUGACUUAAAUGGAUGAAUCCUUCCUAUUCCAGAUAUCCACAUCAACAGUCAGUGUGUAACAGCGGGGCUAAUAAAUCACUGUCAUAUG